Messenger RNA from Lutzomyia longipalpis, 5925 nucleotides. RefSeq lists its product as uncharacterized. Lineage: Eukaryota; Metazoa; Arthropoda; Insecta; Diptera; Psychodidae. The coding region runs from base 3839 to 5113 and encodes 424 amino acids. The record is from RefSeq and is a predicted model, not a curated record. The transcript has 6 exons.
CGGAUCGUUGCUGCCGUGUUCUGAUGCUCUGAAAUCUCUGGUGAAUUUAUUUGGCACACGCCACAGUGAAAGCCAUCUCUCUCAUAUAAAGUGAAUCAUAUUCCUCUUGGCUGGUACAAUUCUUUUUGUUCUUCAGGAUUUUUUCUUGUUCUCUUUAAAGAAAAUUCUGUGUUCUCAAGUAUUACAAUCAAUCUCAGUCAGUAGUUUACGGUGGUUUUAUACAAGUUUUCGGAAGAAAAAAAGAAUGAAAGAUUUUCUUCUUUAUUCCUCUCAUUAUUCUCAAUCACGCACAAGAAUCACAGACCCAUAAGAAGUGUAAAGGAUAGCAUUUUGCAGAAGUUGCUGAAGUAUUUGGUGAACAAAAAAAAAGAGGGAGAGUGACUGCAAAGAGGAUACAGAGAGACAAAUUUUCACAUUAUCCUGGUCGAGGGUAAAAAAAAGAGUGUAGACAAAAAGUGAGUUUAACAGAGGGCACAGAGAAUCUAUUUUGUACUGUAUGUAGUUUGUAGAGGGAAAACCAGCAGCAUGAAGAGAGAGUCUACGUGUACAUAUUAAUUUGUCAAACCAAAAGGAAGUGGUUAAGUGCGACAGAAGGAAGAACAGUGAUAUACAUAUUGUUCGUUCUAUUCAGCUUUAGAAUUUGUGUGAAAAGCUUUCCAUUUUCCAUACAAAACACACGCAGGAUACAGGAUUAGUUCGACAUGUUGACAUUGAAUGGAAAAUUCUUGUAUUUUCCUCAAGACAAAUGAGAUAUAUACAAAAUGUUUAGAUGGGGGGAAUGAAAAGAAGGGAAUUGAGGGAAGAAAGAAAGGAAAAAAGCGACAGACGCCCAAGUCUAGACAAGAAGGAGUAGUUUUCAUUUCAUUGCAAAUACCAUCGUCGUUUCUUUCACAAGUCUCGUAUUUUAUGUAAUAGUUUGAGUGAAAAAUUACCAGACGCCCUUUAAUUCUUAUUAAUCAUCAACUUAUUGAACUUCUUUUCCACUUUGGAAACUACAUGAUGUAGUAACUUAUAAGCACAUUAUUAUCCUCAAUUGGAUUUAUUUUACUUUCUCUCUUCUUUUGCUAAAACUUCCUCUUGUACCCAAUGUCUCGCAUAAGUGAGGCGGGUAAAAUACAAUGAGUCUUCAAUAGGAUAGAUAAAUGAAUAAUCAUAAAAUUAUGUCGUAAAUUUAUAUGGGAACAAAUGAAAUAAAAUAAUUUAAAGGAAGAAGAAAUAUCUCACAUCUCAUUCCAUCGAGCAAUCAUUCCUUCAAUUUUCAUUUGAAUGCAAUAAAAUUGCUAAGAAAGAAAAAUUCUCUUAAAUACUUCAUGCACGCAAAUUCCUUAUCAUAGACGUUACGGAAAAACCACACAACUUUUCCCCUGCCAACAUAUUUAAGUACGUAGUCAAGUUAAAUGGAAGAAACUUUGUAAAUCAUUCAACUUGUACACCUCGUUGUUAAAUUGCAUGAGUCCAAUUAAUUGUAUACGGAGUUAGAAUGAAAGUAUAGUGGAAUUUUGUUGAGAAAUGAAGAAACAUCAUUUAACAUGAUAGUAAAAAUCCAUAUUUCAAGCACACAGUGUGACUGAGCUCUUCAUUAAUAUCAAACGCAAAAAAAAAAACAUAAACAUGUAUACAUAACACAUGCAGAACGUGUGGCUUUCAUCAAAAUCUGAUAAGACAGCAAAUCAUAUUUCAUCUUUCCCUCAUUAACCACCACCUCCUCCUUAAACUACCUCGCCCAUCAACCCCUCAAAGUGAAUAUAUAUCAUCACUCUUGGAUGGUAUUUGCACCAGAGUGCCCUCAUUAAUCACGGACUGCAUAUGGAAAUAUUUUUUUACGAGAUACAAACUACACCACAAUUUGUGCCCCAAGAUUGUGGCUAAUUUUGCACAGGUGCUGUUAGGGAAGGUAUUCUGCAGUAAACAUAAAUUUAAACUCUCUGUACAUUUAGAAUUUUGUCCUAAAAGCUCCCAAAAGCUCUCUUGAAAUUAGAAAAUUUAUUGAAAUUAUCAAUAAUUUAGCACUAACCAGUGUCUAAAAUUCUAUAAAGAAGUAAUUUAAUAGUACAAAGAACAUAAAAUUAACCAUUUUCUUUAUUUCCACGUCAGUUAUUUUGGGACAUGGUGUAGUUAAUUCAUCGUGGAAGCUUUAGAGUGCAACGGUAGAUGCAAGAAUUUAUAUUUCAUUCAUUUGGAGAAGCCGCAAAAGUGGAGAAGAGAAAACCAUUAAUUACAACCUAAACAAUUAACACGUGAUACUCUCUCAGAGCGAUAUUAUUUCCCCAUCAUCAAAUUUCUAAUUGACUCUCAAAUACAAUCCACCCACGCGGAAAUGUUCAUUUAAAAACUUCGACAAAAGACACCAAUUUUCUUUGCCAUACAUUUUCAAUUUGAAAUUGAAUAAAAAUUCCUUUUCAUCGUGUCUCUCUGUGUGGGGAUAAUUUGAAAAGUUGAGGAAAAAAAUGUACAUACAUACAAUUUGAGAAGUAGGUAUGUUUACAUGACACCAAAAGACAUUCGUGUAAUAGCAUAUAUAACGAGUUAUCUUUCACAUAGCAUUUUGUAUUACAUAUUAUUCUUCUCACAAACUUCCCUCUGUGUAGUCACAUAAAUUUAAUUUUUCAUCAAUAGAAAAUGAAAAAGAAGACUGAGAAGAAAUUGUGACAAUUUUUAUCUAUUCCACCCUCUUUUCGUUCUCAAUCUCGCUUUAUAUUUCUCUGUGUGUAAAGAAAUAUUGUAAUUUAAUGUUUAUUCUUUUGGUAGUCUUCACAAGAAAAGAUCUCCGUGAAUUAAUUUCAUGAAUGCUAAUCUAGAAAAAUAUUUUUAUUCAAUUUAUAAUAAAUUUAUGCGCAUAAAAGUCGAUUUAAUGCGAAUUAGAACUUCUUUUUUAUUAAAAGAAAACUUUCUUUAAGAAAUUAUAACUUUCUAUUGUUGAUAAAAAAAUGCAAAGACUAAAGUUUUUUUUACCGAGUUAUUGAAAAACUUUAAAAACCGCAAAUUUUCUUGCUUUGCGAAGCAUUAAAAUAAUUAUUAUUGUAUGCCAAAGUUAAAUUUCAUUGAAUCUCUUUCCAUUUUCUGUAGAGACAAUCUAAAAUUGUCAAUCUGGUAUCUUUUCAAUCUCAUUUAAAAUUGACUACACGGUUAUGAACGACACGAGUUUGUCAUUUUAUGCACCAAAGAGGGUGAUUUUUGAAUAUACCUACGAAGAAGUUGAAUAAAAAAUGCUGUAGACACGAAAAUAAUUUGAAUUUGUUCAUCUGUAACGCAAAAUUAAUCAAUCUACGGUCGAUUUGAUCUUCUAUUUUUAUGUGUCCACAGCACAUAAAAUUAUAUUGUAAUAACAACAAUAUUGCCGCUGCUUAACCAUAAGAGUGGAACAAACACGAUGAGAGACACUCCACACCCACCCAGGAGGCGUCGUCGUCAUCAGGGGACGUCGACGUCGUCGUAUGGUAUAGAGAGUGUGUGUUGUACCCCCAAAAAAUACAUACUAUACAACUUUUAUAACAUUCUAAAUGCUGUCGUAUAUGUAUGUAAUGGCGAAAAAAAGGGGGACCUUCUACAAUAUAUUCUUGUGUUGUUUCAAUUCACCUUCAUUCAUACCAACCAUCUCUAUCUCACUUACACACCACACUCCCAUAAAUGCUUAAAUUGCCAUCAUUGUGAGCCACCCAUCUUCAGUUCACUACCUCCAUUCUCACAAAGUGGAACAUAUUUUUCUGGAUCUUCCGCAAAAAACAUUUGGAAUAUAAAUAAUAAAGAAAUUGGAGAAGAAAAAAUACGUAAAAAAUAUCAAAUAGACGAAAUCAUUAAGAGAUUUUCCUCCCACGAACAGGUCUAGAAGCGAGUGAAGAUGUCAGACACGGAGGAAGAUUCCGCAAGUUCCGACAGUUGGCCCGUGAAUGAAGAUUGGUUGAUUGAUAUCAUCAAGGAGCACCAUAAAACAGCAUCCAAUGUCAAAAUAACCGAUUUUUCCGUGAAACCCGGCUCACAUGAUGGUGUCAGCAAUUUGAGUGACAUCCUAGCCGUAUCGGUGGAUUAUGACAUUGAAAAUGAGACAGAGGAUGGUGCCCGUUUGGAAAUAAUCAUCAAAUUACUGCCUCACGACCCAUUCAGUCGAUACUUUGUGACAGAAGCACAAUUUGAUUUGCGUGAAAUUAAGUUCUACACGAAAAUAUUGCCUGAUUUGUUGGAGUUCCAGAAGAAUAACUUAUCCCCCGGAGAGACACCCUUGAGAAUAAGCGUCCCAAAGUGUCUCCAUACACACUACGUAGCUGGAAGUUUUCACACAACUGAGCAACACGAUGAGGAGAAUAGUCCUGAACCACCAGAGAGUAUAUUAGUUCUACAAGAUAUGAGACCUUUUGGCUACAAGUCGGCUCACUUUAUCAAAGGAUUAACACUUGAGGAGGCUGAAAGUGCUAUUAGAGCCAUUGCAGCCGUACACGCCUUAUCGUUGGGAAUGAAGACAAAGCACAAAAUAGAUCUCAAUGAGAAGUAUCCGUUCCUCUUUCAAACCGCCCGCGCUACUGAUAGUUACCAGCAGCUUGUUGAACAAGGAUUGCCACAGCUGACACGUUUCCUCGAACGGCAACCUGGGCAUCAGAAGGAAAUGCAAGCCUUAACGGAUAUACGUCCCAAAACACGAACACUCAUUGCCAAUCUCCUCCAGCCAGUUGAACCAAUGGGUCUCAUCACACACACUGACUUUUGGUGCAACAAUCUCCUCUUCAGGGAGUCCAUUCAACCAGAAAGUGACGACAACUGUGUUGUACUCGAUUGGCAGAUGGUCACGUACAGUCGCCCUACAAAUGACAUUGCACUCCUACUCAUCUCAUCACUUCCGUCCAAAAUACGACGAGAGUAUACGUCGAAGCUGUUGGACUUGUACUACAACACAAUGAAGAUAAAUUGUGCAAAAUUCUCAAUUGAUCUGGAAAUUGAUUUGCAAUAUGAUCGUGAGAAAUUGCAAAGAGAUUACAAGAAAUCUCAACUAUUAGCUCUACUACUGUGCGUGGGUUCAGUCGAUGUGGCAAUUGGCAAUGUAGAAGCUGAACAGCGUCUAUUGGAUGUUCUUCAGGAUUUCUUUGCCGAAGGCAUAUUAACGUCAGAAGCAGAAUUCAUUUAAAAUCAUCAUUUACCCCCAAUGAAAAGCACAAGAUUUUGUCGUUUAUCAAGUCAUCAACAUCCUCUCAAUAUAUCCCCACUCCCCCAUCCAGACAAACAUUUAGUUUAAUGAAGUGAAUCAAAGGAUAAAUUGCGAAAAUUUUGCGAAAAACCAAUGAAUUAUUUAAAUUAAAUUAAUUUCUCUUCUUCCAAAAAACUAAUUUUAGUUCUUUUUUUUCUUCCUGUCCCACACAAUACGGUACAAUUAUUUUAAAUCUCCGUAAGAAGUAUAAAAUGUGAGAUUUAUAGAGCAAAGACGAAGGCAUUUUAUGGGAAUCUCCAAAAAUAAAUUUAAUAAUCAAUUAUAAAUGUAAUAGCAAUUCGUAAUUGUAUCACAAAUGGUAGGUUUAAUUAGAGGACAAAUAAUUAAUUAGAUAAUUUAUCCAAAAAGUAAUGUAUUAUGAGAAUUUUAUUAUUAUUUUUUUCAACAAAAAAAAAAAUCAAGUAACAUUACUUCCAAAGUAAAUUCAAACUUUGUAAUAUCGCAAUAACAUUAGUAUUGAAAGAGAUUUCAACACAACAGAUACCCUGAGGAAAAAUAUUGCAAAGCUCAUUGAAGUACAUAAUACGUAUAAAUUAUAUAUUUGAGAUUAUGCUAUUAAAAAAAAACUUUUGGGAAUGUAUAGAAAAGCCCUCUAAUUGUGCAGAGCUUAAGAAAAAAAUUAUGCAGUUAAAAUCGACAAAAAAAAUCUUAUUCUAUAUUUAUAUUUGCAAUAAUCUGUCUCAAAAAUAUAUUAUAAAAAUAAAAUAGCAGUUUUUCCUAGAUAAAAUGAA